AUGACGUGGGCAAUCUCUAGAUCUUCUCGUGAAGUCAAGAGAUCAAUGAAGUGGGUCGUCGAAUCGUCUCCGGUGGCUGUCACCCGGCGGAGCGGAAAAACGGCAACUUUGCAGCUCUCCGGCGGCUGUCACCUGACAGAGAGGGGCUGGAUGGGGCGCGUGUCAGGGAGCUUCAUCCUCAGGUCACCUUGGAAGAUAUCUUUAUCCAAAAAGUUAGUGCCAUUAUUUCUCAUUCUUUGCCUAGAAAAUGUAAGGAUCUAGGAGCAACUCUUAUCUCAUCUAAAGUGGGUGAAACUACAUUUAGAAAUGUGCUCUUAGAUUUGGGAGCAAGUGUUAAUUUAUUACCUUUGGCUGUUUUUGAAAAUUUCGAAUUAGGAGAAGUAAAACCAACUUUAAUGGAACUUUGGCUAGCUGAUAGAUCUAUUAAAACACCUAGGAGUCUUCUAGAAUAUGUCAUUAUCCAUAUUAAAGGAUGUAGAUUUCUAGUAGAUUUUCUGAUUUUAGAUAUUCCUAUUUUAGAUGAUCUUACUCAUGCAACAAUCAUAUUAGGAUGCUCAUUUCUUGUCACAGCCAAAGCAAAUUUGAUUGCGAAAAUAAGAUUAUAAAUAUGAAAUCUGAAGGUCGAAACACAUACUGUGUUUAACUUAGUAGGCCACCAUCGUAUGCACACAUUGUAAAUUAUCUAGCUAGUGGUCAACUUUCAAAUAAAUGGAAUUAUGUUGUAAGAAAAAUGUUUUUCAGAAAUAUUGAUCAAUUUAGUUAGAAGAACCUGAAUUAUUUCAUUUGAGAGUUGAUUACAUUUAUAGGAGAUAUGUGCCUGAAGAGGAACAAAGAAGUAUUUUAAUUUUUGUCACUCUUCAUCCUAUGGUGGUCAUUAUUCUUCUAAAAUCACGUCAAUGAAGGUACUUCAAGCUGGAUUUUGUUGGCCAUCUUUGUUUAAAGAUUCAUGUAAAUAUGUUCAGCAAUGUUUGAAGUGUCAAGCUACAAGGAAUAUAGACAAAAGAGAUUCAAUGUCUUCGCAACCUAUCAUUGAGGUAGAGAUCUUUAAUUUAUAGAGAAUAGAUUUUAUGGGACCAUUUCCUCCAUCAAGGGAAAAUGAAUAUAUAUUGAUGGUAGUCGAUUGUAUAUCUAGAUGGGUAGAGGCUAUCCCUACUAAGACUAAUGAUCAUAAGAUUGUCAUUAAAUUUCUAGAGUAGACUAUUUUCUCACAAUUUAAAUGUCCUAGAUAAUUUUGAGUGAUGAGGGUCACACUCAACAACUCUUACUUCAAGAGUUUGUUGAAGAGAUAUGGAGUCCAACACAAGAUGACCACUCCAUAUCAUCCCCAAGCCAAUUGUCAAGUUGAGGUAUGUGAUGUGACUCAGUCGUUGUAUAUUAAAUUAUGCAAAUCUAAAAUUUAUAAAACUAGAAAAUAUGAAUUUUCAAAUAUUUAAAAGUAUUUCUAAAUAAAUAUAUCAAUUAUAAUUCAAUAAAACUUCCAAAAAUAAUGGUAAUUUUCCAGGUCAAUCACAAAGAUGUAAUAUAAUAUUUGGUAAUUAUUCAAAAUUUUUCUCAAUGAAUACGAUUUUCUAUGAAUUAUAUACUAAGAAAUGAAAAGGAAAUAUAUUUAAAAUUCAUGAAAAAGGGAAAUAAGGGUGCAAACAUCAGAAUGACGUCAGCUCCUGAUGAACGCAAAUCGGGCAAAAAUAGAGUUCCACCUGAUGGUUCUUACGUAAGCAAUUAUAGAUGAUUUAAUUAAUCAAAUUAAGAUCUAUAAAAGUCAGAAGAAUCGUAAUAGAACAAAGUAUAUUUUGGUAAAUUAAAAUCACAAAGAUUAUCACUAAAUGAAGCGUAAAGUAAGUUGAAAGUAAGAAAAAAGAGUUCUAGCGUCGCGACAGUGAUGCAUCAGUGAUGUACUGGAAUCCUAAGCAUUCGGGAGGAUCGUCAUGCAGUGUUCAUAGCCUCAAAGGCUCUCCUUGGAUGAAGACGACGUGGGCAAUCUCUAGAUCUUCUCGCAAAGUCUAGAGAUUAAUGAAAUGGGUCGUUGAGUCAUCUUCGGCAGCUGUCACCCGACAGAGCAGAAAAACAACGACUUUGCGGCUCUCUGGCAGCUGUCACCUAACGAAGAGGAGUUGGAUGGAGGUGGGGCGUGUGUUAGGGAGCUUCAUCCUCAGGUUUGCAUUGCAAGAAGAGGCUCUUCAUCGCAUCCAGUACACUCUCAAGAGGUGGCAACUCAUCUCCCGACGGAUUGUCCUCUUCUCGAUGACGGCUUGUUCGUCAAUCAAUCAGAGAUGAUUUACUCGAUAGAUUCACAAUCCUUUUAUCGCGAAUCGUUCAACAAUUUUAGUAGCAAUACUCCGUGAUGUAGGGCAGGGCAAGAACCCCCUGUACCUGAAUAAUGAAACUCCAAACCCGAGAUGGGCAGUCGAACUGAUCUGAUUAGAAUGUUGGGACCCUAGACUCUAGGUCUGGGCACGUAACCUAAGCAUAGCCAGGCAUACCAAUAUGCGUGAUCAACCUAGGACAACUUGGGGAAACAAUUGACGAUGAUAAAUGAGAGGCCCUCUUGGUCCACAUCCGAACAGAUGGUAGAACUAUCGUCAUGAAGUAGCCUAGGGCUGCAGCUCACGAAUUGUGAUGAGUCUGGUGCAGUUUCGGAAGUCACGAUCUGAUAACCUGUCCUAUCCUAUCUACGUGCUCCUAAUGGCAGUAGAGAUGAGUCGAGAAAAUCCUUCGAAAGAUAAUUAAACUUAAGUAAGAAAGGGUACAAAGCUAACCUUCAGGGUUGCAUAGCUUGGCAGGUCAUGACGGAGCGGAGAUCUGACGAAGGCAGGGACAUCCGGUGAAGAGCAAUGCUCAGCAUCGACGGUCAGUCUUGGUCAAGAGUCACAAAAGUUGUCGUCUUAGGGCGUGGCAUAGUCGGUGUGGGUGUGGGCUUGCUGGUGGGCCGAAGGGCACGCUAGCGGGUGCGGGAGACAAGCCGUGCGGAGGCCUUAGGGUACACAGGAGCCGGCGUGUGGGGCGUGCGCGGCGGCAGCACUUCGGUGAGAAGGCCGAGCAUCUAUGGCGCUUCGGCGAGAGUGCCGAGCGUCUGCGGCGCUUCAGUGGGAAUGCUAAGUGUCAGCAGCACUUCAGCGGGUAGACCGAGCGUCGGCAGUUGGGGUGGAAACCCAACCAUCGCCAGAAGGAUCGGCCUCUCUGACAACACCGGGAAGUAGAGUAGAGAAGAGAUGAUCCGGCCGACGAUACUAGGGAGGGUUGAGCUCUCCUGGUCUAAGUGGCACCGGAAAUGGCGUGACAGCGGCGGAGCAUCGGGAAACUCUGGUGGGGGCCUGUGCAGAGCUUGGACUGGUUCUGGCUCGUCGGCACGGCUGCAGGGUCUCUUCUGACAUCGGCGGCAGGUCAGCGUUUGUCGGUGAACAGCCAGCGACUGGGUGGAGCGGCGGAGGGUGGCUCCAGCAAGUUUAUGGUUGAGUUCCGGAGGAAAAGGUGGCAGUCAAACCAGGAGUUGAGAGACUCCGGCGGAGUGCUCGGUGAUGGCUUGUAGCGAGGCGAAGCGAGCCCCUUUUGUCACGACGGCAUGACAGGGUUCCAGCAGAGGCGAUGGCGACUGCAGCGGCAACCGCGAUCGUUUCAUCUGAUGAUCGCGGCGAGCUCCUGGCAACAAUGAGAUGGCUGGUGGCGGCAGUGGUCUCAGGCAGCGGCGGGACUUCUCGGGCAAUAGUGUCACAGAGGAACGAAGUCCUCAAUGGGGGUAUCGACAGCCUUCCUCUUCCUCCUUCCCUCCCUAUCCUAGAUCACGGAGAAAGUACUCACAAAAUGAUAAUUUCUCUCAAAAAUACGGCACUCUUUGAGGGGGGGUCCUACCUCUCUUUAUAUGGGGGCCCACAAGUGGGCUAAGGGGAGGUGGGCCCACUUGAGGCCCUCAAGCCCAUAAGCCACAAAGGCUCUUAAAGAGAGACCCAAUAAGCUCCCUUAUAAGGAGAAAGAGGAGGGCCCUCUUAUGGUGCUUAAGUGGGCCUCAAAUGAAGACCCAAAUAAGCCCCAAAAGAGGCCCAAAAAGAAAGACACAUGGUCCCCCCCCCCUAGGGUUUUAAUUGGGUCUCAAAGAGAGACCCAAUAAAACCCUAAAGAAAAGGAGACAAACAACAACACACACACAUAGAAUUGGGCCUGCUAACACACAAAUGCGAGGCCCAACAAGUCAACGUGAAAGUACAAAGAAAGAUACGGGUGAGCUCGAGCUCGUCGUCAUCGUCAUGGAGGUGGAAUGUUGUUGUCCCAAAGGGCUAGGCUGUGUAACGAAAGCCAGGCUCCUUCGUCUACGCACAUCGAUCGGGCUGAACUCAGACUGUCGGUGUCUCCUAAGCUGAUGGAGAUGGGUCUCACUUGCCAUCAAUCCUCCCGAGGUCGAAAGAACUCGACUUUGAUGAGUUGGCAAGUGGGUAAGGUAGGGGCUCCAGUAGGUCUGGUCGUAGUCGCUCUAGGUUUGCCUCUGAAAUCCAAGCAUCGUCCUCUGAUGGGCAACCCUGCCAACAUACUAGGAAUCUCUGCGAAACUCCGUCCCCUAUAAAAUCAAUUACCUCCCGAAGAAUCUCCUCAACUCGCUCAUGCCAACCAGGUGGUAAAAUGGGGGGAGUGGACUCCAUGGCAAACUCUCUCAAAGAAGGGGCCGGUAGAUGAGGGCUCGACAUCAGCUGAAAGAGGUGGGUGACGUGACUUAGUCGUUCUAUAUUAAAUCACGCAAAUAUAAAAUUUAUAAAACUAAAAAAUACAAUUUUUUAGAUAUUUAGAAGUAUUUCUAAAUAAAUAUAUCAAUUAUAAUUCAAUAAAAAUUCCAAAAAUAGCGGUAAUUUUCCAAGUCGAUCACAAGGAUGUAAUAUAAUAUCUGGUAAUUAUUCAAAAUUUUUCUCAAUGAAUAUGGUUUUCUUAUGAAAUUUAUACUAGGAAAUAAAAAGGAAAUAUAUUUAAAAUUCAUGAAAAAAAGGAAAUAAGGGUGCGGACGUUAGGAUGACGUCAGCGCCCGGCGAACGCGAAUCAGGUGGAAACAGAGUUCCGCUCGGUGAUUCUUACAUAAGCGAUUACAAACGACUUAAUUAAUCAAAUUAAGAUCUGUAAAAGCCAGAAGAAUCGUAAUUGAAUGAAGUAUAGUUUGGUAAAUUAAAAUCACACAAGAUAUCACUAAAUAAAGCGUAAAUUAAAUUGAAAGCAGGAAAACAGAGUUCCGGCGUCGCGACAGCGAUGCACCGGCGAUGCACCGGCGAUGCAUCAGAAUCCUAAGCGUUCGAGAGGAUCGUCGUGUAGUGUGCACGGCCUCGAAGGCUCUCCUUGGACAAAGACGACGUGGGUAAUCUCUAGAUCUUCUCGCAAAGUCUAGAGAUCAAUGAAGUGGGUUGUCAAAUCGUCUCCGGCAGGUGUCACCCGGUGGAGCAGAAAAACGGCGACUUUGCGGCUCUUUAGCGGCUGUCACCCGACGAAGAGGAGCUGGAUGGAGGUGGGGUGCAUGUCAAGGAGCUUCAUCCUCAGGUCCGCGCAACAAGAGGAGGCUCUUCAUCACAUCUGGUACUCUCUGAGGUGGUGGCGACUGGUCUCCUGGCGGACCGUCCUCUUCCCGACGACGGCUUGUUCGUCGAUCAAUCAGAGAUGAUUUACUCGAUGGAUUUGCGAUCCUUUUAUCGUGAAUCGUUUAGCAAUUUUAGUAGCAAUGCUCCGCGAAUCGCGUUGACGAGAUUUUUGCCGAUGAUCCAGCGAUUCUCGUUGCUUAAAUCCUUCACUAGCAAUAUGCAGGAAAGUUGUGAUAAUUAGAUAAAAAUAUAUGAAUUUUGACUCUGAGAGGAUUCAAACCCGCGCCGGUCGCCCGCCUCUUCUGAGGAAGGUGUGACGCGGGUUUAGUCCCACAUCAGUUGUGUGCCGAUUUUUCGGGCAAAUAUAUAGUAAUGUUAAUUUUCUAAACAAAUUCUCUUCUCUCACAUGUAUGACCACUCCUUGCCUCAUAGCCGGCUAGCCAUCGGUGAUGUGGAAGGUAACGUGACUCACUCGUUGUAUAUUAAAUCACACAAAUAUAAAAUUUAUAAAACUAGAAAAUAGAAAUUUUCAGAUAUUUAGAAGUAUUUCUAAAUAAAUAUAUUAAUUAUAAUUCAAUAAAAAUUCCAAACAUAGCGGUAAUUUUCCAAGUCGAUCACAGGGAUGUAAUAUAAUAUCUGGUAAUUAUUCAGAAUUUUUCUCAAUGAAUAUGAUUUUCUUACAAAUUUUACACUAGGAAAUAAAAAGGAAAUAUAUUUAAAAUUCACGAAAAAAAGAAAAUAAGGGUGCGGACGUUAGGAUGAUGUCAGCACCCGGUGAAUGCGAAUCAGGCGAAAACAGAGUUUCGCCCAACAAUUCUUACAUAAGCGAUUACAGACGACUUAAUUAAUCAAAUUAAGAUCUGUAAAAACCGGAAGAAUCGUAAUUGAACGAAGUAUAGUUUGGUAAAUUAAAAUCACGCAAAGUAUCACUAAAUGAAGCGUAAAUUAAAUUGAAAGCAGGAAAACAGAGUUCCGGCGUCGCGACGGCGAUGCGUCGGCAAUGCACUGGAAUCCUGAGCGUUUGGGAGGAUCGUCGUGUAGUGUCCACGGCCUCGAAGGCUCUCCUUGGACAAAGACGACGUGGGCAAUCUCUAGAUCUUCUCGCGAAGUCUAGAGAUCAAUGAAGUGGGUCGUCGAAUCGUCUCUGGCAGCUGUCACCUGGCGGAGCAGAAAAACAGCAACUUUAUGGCUCUCCGGCAGCUGUCACCCGACGAAGAGGAGCUGGAUGGAGGUGGGGCGCGUGUCAGGGAGUUUCAUCCUCAGGUCCGCGCAGCAAGAGGAGGCUCUUCAUCGCAUCUAGUACGCUCUCAGGAGGUGGCGACUGGUCUCUCGGCGGAUCGUCCUCUUCCCGACGAUGGCUUAUUCGUUGAUCAAUCAGAGAUGAUUUACUCGAUGGAUUUGCAAUCCUUUUAUCGCGAAUCAUUCGGCAAUUUUAGUAGCAAUGCUCCGCGAAUCGAGUUGACGAGAUUUUCGCCAAUGAUCUAGUGAUUCUCGUUGCUUAAUCCUUCAUCGAUGAUCUGCAGGAAAGUCACGAUAAUCAAAUAAAAAUAUAUGAAUUUUGACUUUGGAAGGAUUCAAACCCACAUCAAUUGCCGGCCUGUGAGGAAGGUGUGAUGCGGGUUUAGUCCCACAUCAGUUGUGCGUCAAUUUUUCAGGCAAAUAUAUAGUAAUGUUAACUUUGCAAGCAAAGUCCCUUCUCUCGCGUGUACGACCGCUCCUUGCCCCACAGCCGGCUGGCCACCAGUGACAUGGAAAGGGAGUGCCUCUGUCGGUCCUAGCUAAGCCGCUCGAGCCCCUGCUCGCGGCUACUCCCUGACUGUGCUUCCGACCCGCUCGCGGUCCCAGCUGGGUGGCAGGUCCCCCCUAUUUUGCAAUAUUUUUUAUUUUUAUUUCUUGUUCUUCAUUUAUCUCAAAAGUAGGACUAUAAAAAUCAUAUAAAAUCACAUAAUUACCCAAAAAUUCACGUUAAUUAAUUGAAGACCAAACAUCAUUCUUUAACACAAAUAUAAGUCUAUUUAUCAUGAGUUAAGACUAAAACUAUAUUAUUUACUAAUUAUUAACUCAUGAUAAUGAAGACUUAUCACACCCCCCAACUUAAAUCAUUACUAGUCCCUUAGCAAUAGAAUUACGAAAAUAAAAUUUUACAAAUCUCAAACAUCAUAUUUCAAUACAGAAAAAAAAUAUAUAAUUAGAAAUGAUGUACCUUUAAACACUUUGGAUUCUUAUAUCAAGUAUAUAAGAAUGAUGUCAAGCACUUAAAUGUUUAAACACUCCUUGGAAUAACAAUCUAGACUUCACUUCUUUAUCACUUCUUCACUUAUAGAUGUAUUUACAAGAUGUUCCAAUUAUCAAUACUCAUCCAAGAAUAAUAUUGAUCUUACAUUUCCCUUUUCUAUGACUUGAUUUUUUAAGUUUACACUAUAUUUCAUCCUUUUUUUUUUUUUAAUAAAUAGUGGAUAAGUAGCUUUUCCUGUAGACAAAUUUCGACAAUAAGAAUGAUGUCUCACACCCUCUAUGUGUACUCUUCAUUUUUAGGGCUUUCACUUUAUCCACUUAUUUUUCAGCAAGUGUUUUUCUAUGCACGAUUUUCGACAAUGAGAAUGAUGUCUCACACCCUCCAUGUGUACUCUUCGUUUCUAGAUUUUUCACAUUGCUCUCUUUUUUUUUUUUUUUUUUGCAAUAAGUGAUUUCUCCUCACAAGUCCUAUAGAUCAGGGUGCAAAAAUCUCCAUUAAACUCAAAUGAUCAAUCAAAUUUUCACAUCAAGUAAAUACUAUCCAUCAAAAUCAUGAAGUGAAAAUCUGUAAAAUCAAAUCCAUGUUAUCUAUCAUGUAUCCAAGGAGUAUUCCAACAUUUUAUGCUACUAGAUCAUUCUUUUGACUCAAUAAUAAUCUUCCUAGUAUCUUUUGAUAUCAAUCAAUCUAAUUGAUUUAAUUUUUCAUGCAUGUAAUAUGAUGUAAGGAAUUUGUAAAUUAGAUAGUUUUGACAAUUCCAUUUUCUAUUUUAAGUUCUAUUUUUAGCAGCAAUAAAUUUGUCAAAAAUAAAUCAAAACUAUCUUCUUUAUAGUUGUAAUUUCGAAUUUUAGUAAUAUAUAUCUAGGGGAUUGAAAUGUGAGAAAAAGGUCUUCUAGAAUUUCAAAUUUGGGGCUGUUUUUUGUCUGCUGUUUUUGACAGUCUGUUGUUUCUGACAGAAAAUCAGAAAAUAGAUGUUGCAAUUUUUCUGAAUUUUAUUUUAUUUUUAUUUUUUAGUUGCCGUUCUAAGUUGAAUAAAAUGCAAACACAUGUUCUUAAUCGUCCUACAGCAUAAAUUAAUAAUGAAUACUUCACCCCCCAACUUAAAAAUGACAUUGUCCUCAAUGACACAAAAAACUCGAAAUAGAAUAUGCAGAAAAUAUAAUUUUCAAGUGAAGCAUGCAUAUCUGUAAAGUUAAGCGUUAAAAAUAUUUUCAUAAAUGAUGAAGCUCAGAAAGACAUCACCUCAACCUUAUUUUUAAUUUUCCACUUCAUCCUACACUCCUCCUCCUGCACUUUUUCGAAAAAAAACAAAUAUAGAAACAAGUACUGCAAAAUUCUAAGAAAAACAAAGCUUAAAAAAAAUCAAACAGAAUGAAAUAAAAACUAUGGGUUGCCUCCCAUGCAGCGUUGAAUUUAAUGUCUCUAGCUGGACAACUCUUAUAUCAUAUAAGAUGAUCUAUGGCCAUCAAAAUAUAUUUGUAUCCCAAGGUAAGCUUCAUGAUAUUCUUUUUCAGAUUUAGCAUAAAUUCAUAUACUUCAUAUAUAUACCUUGACAUACUUUCAGCCAAAACAAAAUGGAAAUUAACAAAAAUUUCCCAAAAAUAAUAUUUCCAUUUUGAAAAGAAUCUUUCCUUAUUUCUAUCUUGUUUUGUUAGGCUCUCAUUCAUUAAUAAAUACUUUCUAUUAAUAAACCAUAAAAUGUGAUCAGGCCAUAUAAUUUUCAAAUUAGCUCUUGCCCCAUCUAAAUUUUUUUCAUCUAACUUGGUAUCUCUAAUUCUUCCACUCACCCAUUUCUUAAUGUCUUCUUUUAUCUUCCCCUGCUCCUUUUUAUCUUCCCCUGCUCCUUUUUAUCUUCCAUACAUAUUUGUUCAAUUUGCGAGGAGUGAAAUAUUUCAAGCUUAGAAAUAAUUCUAAUGGGUUGUGGGUUUUGAAGGAUGGAAGGAUUGCCUUCUUUAAUCUCAGAUCUAAUGAAUUCAGUAAAAUUCAAAUUUUCUCCUCCAAAAUUAUCUCUAUAUUCAUAUAUAUUAUUUUUGUUUGUUCCCAUUAGUUGAAUCAAUUCUUUUUCUAGCUUUUCGUUUCUCAACUCAUCAAGUUCUUCAUCUUCCCAAGAGCUAUCUUUUAAUUUUGGGAUAUGAAAUACAUCAUCAUCCUCACAAUCAACAUCCAUGGCUGCAAAAUUAUGAUUAGAUUUAUUAAUUUCGUCUCCUACAUCUCCCAAAUCAAUUGAUUUUUCCUCACCUGAAAUAUAUUUUUCUUCAUUUCUGUCCUUACUCCGUUCUACUAAAAUUUGGAUGAUUUUUCUAUGAUCAGUUGCUGUUUCUUCAUCUAAGGGUUCUUUCUCCUCAUCAUCCUCACUAUAUUCAUUCAUCAAUUGUGAGCAAUAAAUGAUUUUAUUCAAAUUUUCUGCUACUAUAUUUUUGGCCUUAAUAUUCUCAUUUACUUCUAAUGGAUCAUCAAUUUCUUCUAAUAAUUGGAAAUAAGGAUCAGGUAAAAUAUUCUCACUCAAUAUAUUCACUGUCCUAACAUUUUCAUUUCGUGGGUUUUUUUCUAAAUUUAUCCAGCUAGACUCUUCUUGCUGAAAUCUUACUGUUUGAUAGUUUUUUGAAUUUUCUAUGGGCUGACUAGGUAGUUGUCCCUCUUCUCUCUUAUUCCCAAGGGCCUCUAUAAUUUGUUUCUGGUGCUGCAUCAUUUGUUGCAUCAUUUGAUUCAUAGUUUGUUGCAUCAUUUGGCUCAUUUGCUACAUCAUUUCCAUAGCAUCAGGUUGGGUUUGAGAGGGCUGAUUUUUCUGAAAUCUAUUUUCUUGUUUUGGACGAAAUUCAGAGUUUGAAUUGGGUCUAAGUGCUUAUGGAUUUUGAAUAUUAUUUGGGUCUCUCUUUGAAAAAUUAUUCCUCCAAUUAGGAUUAUAAGAAUUUGAAAAAUGUUCCCUAUUUCUAUUAAAACCGUGAGCUACUUGCACUUGUUCUUGCAUAUGGUGAAAUGAUUGAUCUAAAUUAUAACAUUGAAAUUCAGAAUAAUCAUUUUCACCAUACAUAGGACAUGUACUAUUCGAAUUAAGUUGAGGGUUAAAAGGCUUUCUAAUAUUGUCAAUAAGUAAAUCAUUUUUUCUAAUCUUUGAUUAAUUUGAUUAACCUCAUUUCUAAGUUUAGAAUCAUCAUCAUGAUGCAACUCAUAAAUUACUCUCUUCUUAUCCCUAUCAUAUAAUUCAAAAGAGGCUUGAUCUCUAGAAUUUUCACUUAAAUUCUCAUAAAGACUGUAAAUCUCAUCAAGAGUUUUCUCCAUAAAAGCUCCUCCACAUAUAGAAUCAACCAUAUUUCUAUUUUGUUCUAAUAAUUCAUCAUAAAAAAUUCUAUUGAGCUGCCACUUGGGUAUAGCAUGAUGAGGACACUUUCUAAGUAAAUCUUUGAAUUUUUCCCAUGUCUCAUGCAAAGUUUUUCCUGGUCUUUGAGAAAAACUCCACAUAUGUUUUCUCAUAUUUUGAGUUUUUCCUAAGGGAUAAAAUUUUCGAAGAAAGGCCUAUUCUAUAUCUUUCCAGCUAAUUAAUUCUCUAUCUAAUGUGGAUAGCCAAUGACUAGUUUUUGUCCCUAAGUGUAUGAGGGAAUAAUUUCAUCUUAAUAAUUUUCGGUGUAACUUGAGGGAGAUUAACUAAAUCACAGACCAUAUGAAAUUUUUCUAAGUGCUGAUGAGGUUCCUCUAAAGGCAAUCCAUGAUAAUUAGGGAGUAUUUGAAAAAUUUCUAGAUUUAUUUCAAAUUUAAUAGUGGGUGCUAAUGGGACUCUAAUAUUACAUGCUCUUUGAAAUGAAUCAGGGAUAUAAUGAUUUUUCAUGGCCAUAGGAUUGUUCUCAAUUUGACCUGUACUUCCUUCAAGAUCCAUCAAAAUUAAUUUUUCUUUUGGAUUUUUAUUUUUGAAUGAAAUAAUGAAAGGAUUUUCUAGCCUUGGAUGCAAGGAUCUUCUACCAUGCAUAAAAAUCAAUAAAUUUGAGGGAAAAAGUUAGUAACUAUUACCCUCCUUCAGGAUGCUCUAGUCUUUGCUAUGCUUCUUUUUGUUCCCUUUUUGUAAUAAAAAUCGGCAAAAAGAAAAUAAAACAAGAGUUAAGUUUUUUUUUGUGUAUAUUAAGAGAAAAAUAGAAAAAUACUAAAUAUUAUGUAAUACAUCCCCAGCAACGGUGCCAAAAUUUGACGUGACUCAGUCGUUGUAUAUUAAAUCACGCAAAUAUAAAAUUUAUAAAACUAGAAAAUAUGAAUUUUUGGAUAUUUAGAAGUAUUUCUAAAUAAAUAUAUCAAUUAUAAUUCAAUUAAAAUUUCAAAAAUAGCGGUAAUUUUCCAAGUUGAUCACAAGGAUGUAAUAUAAUAUAUGGUAAUUAUUCAAAAUUUUUCUCAAUGAAUACAAUUUUCUUACGAAUUUUACACUAGGAAAUAAAAAGGAAAUAUAUUUAAAAUUCACGAAAAAAAGGAAAUAAGGGUGCGGACGUCAAGAUGACGUCAGCGCUCGGCAAAUGCGAAUCAGGCGGAAACAGAGUUCCGCUUGGCAAUUCUUACGUAAGCGAUUACAGACAACUUAAUUAAUCAAAUUAAGAUCUGUAAAAGUCAGAAGAAUUGUAAUUGAACGAAGUAUAGUUUGGUAAAUUAAAAUCACACAAAGUAUCACUAAAUGAAGUGUAAAUUAAAUUGAAAGCUGGAAAAAAGAGUUCCGGCAUUGCAACGGCGAUGCGUCGGUGAUGCACCGGAAUCCUAAGCAUUCGGGAGGAUUGUCGUGUAGUGUCCACGGCCUCGAGGGCUCUCCUUGCACAAAGACGACGUGGGCAAUCUCUAGAUCUUCUCGCGAAGUCUAGAGAUCAAUGAAGUGGGUCAUCGAGUCGUCUCCGGCGGCUGUCACCUGGUAGAGCGGAAAAACGGCGACUUUACAACUCUCUGGCAGCUGUCACCUGACAGAGAGGAGCUGGAUGGAGGUGGGGUGUGUGUCAGGGAGCUUCAUCCUCAGGUCCGCGCAACAAGAGGAGGCUCUUCAUCACAUCUGGUAUGCUCUCAGGAGGUGGUGACUGGUCUCUCGGCGAAUUGUCCUCUUCCCGACGACAGCUUGUUCGUCGAUCAAUCGGAGAUGAUUUACUCGAUGGAUUCACAAUCCUUUUAUCGUGAAUCGUUCAGCAAUUUUAAUAGCAAUGCUUCGCGAAUCGCGUUGACGAGAUUUUCGCCGAUGAUCCAGCGAUUCUUGUUGCUUAAUCCUUCACCGACGAUCUGUAGGAAAGUUGCGAUAAUCAAAUAAAAAUAUAUGAAUUUUGACUUUGGAAGGAUUCGAACCCAUGCCGGUCGCCUGCCUGUAAGGAAGGUGUGAUGCGGAUUUAGUCCCACAUUAGUUGUGCGCCGAUUUUUUGGGCGAAUAUAUAGUAAUGUUAACUUUGCAAGCCAAGUCCUUUCUCUCGUGUGUACGACCACUCCUUGCCCCAUAGCCGGCUGGCCACCAGUGACAUGGAAGGGGAGUGGCGCACACAUGCCCCUAUCGGUCCAAGCUAAGCCGCUCGAGCCCUUGCUCGCAGCUACUCCCCGACUGCACUUCUGACGCGCUCGCAGGCCCAACUAGCUGGCGGGUCCCCCUCAUUUUGCAAUAUUUUUUAUUUUUAUUUCUUGUUCUUCAUUUAUCUCAAAGGUAAGACUAUAAAAAUUGUAUAAAAUCACAUAAUUACCCAAAAAUUCACGUUAAUCAAUUGAAAACCAAAAAUCAUUCUUUAAGACAAAUAUAAGUCUAUUUAUCAUGAGUUAAGGCUAAAAAUAUAUUAUUUACUAAUUAUUAACUCAUGAUAAUGAAGACUUAUCAAAAGGGAAGUGGCGUACACGUGCCCUAUCGGUCCCCAAGCCAAGCCGCUCGAGCCCCUAAUUGCGGCUACUCCUCGACUGCACUUCCGACUCACUUGUGGGCCCGGCUGGCCAACGGAUCCCCUCAUUUUUGUAAUAUUUUUAUUUUUAUUUCUUGUUCUUCAUUAUCUCAAAAGUAAGACUGUAAAAAUCGUAUAAAAUCACAUAAUUACCCAAAAAUUCACGUUAAUCAACUGAAAACUACAAAUCAUUUUUUAACACAAAUAUAAGUCUAUUUAUCAUGAGUAAAGGCUAAAACUAUAUUAUUUACUAAUUAUUAACUCAUGAUAAUGAAAACUUAUAAGUGGGGCUUGCUGCGACACCAAAUCCACCAUGUUGAACGUGGAGCUAAUCUCCCACGAAGGAGGAAUGUUGACGACAUAGGCGUUCUCGCCUAUCCGGGAAAGAACACGAAAUGGGCCGGUGCUAUGAGUGUGAGGGUCCAGGGGUACUAGAUCUAGGGGCUUGCGGGGUGUUAAGCCAUGUGUGAUCUCAAAGGGGCUCAUGCUAGUGGUAUAGUUGGUCGAGGAGUUACAAGCAAACUCGGCACAUGGUAUGAUCAGAUCCCAAGUGGUCAAGCUCUCGCCAACUAAUGAUCGAAGUAAAUUCUCUAAGCUAUGAUUGACGACCUCAGUUUGGCCGUCAGUUUGUGGGUGGUAAGCAGUGGAGAACUUGAGCUUAGUCCCAAGUAAGCUCGAAAGAGUCCUCUAGAAGUGGCUGGUAAAUCGUACAUCACAGUCUGAGACUAUGGACCUGGGUAGUCCAUGAAGGCACACAAUCUCUCUAAAGUAGAGGCUAGUAACCUUGGAGGUGUCGAAGGUUUUUGAACAUGGCACGAAGUGUGCCAUCUUUGAAAACCUAUCAACGACCACCAUGAUCGAGUCAUGUCGUCGUGCAAUGCGUGAGGGUCCCAAAAUGAAGUCCAUGUUGAUGUCGUCCUAUGGGUGGGUCAACACUAGAAGUGGCAUGUAGAGCCCAACAUUCUUCUUUACCUACUUGGCGAGUGCGCACACUCGACAUUGAGCGAGAAUGUUCCCUACAUCAUGCUUGAGGGUUGGCCAAUAGAACUGGUACUCAACCGCUGUGAUGGUCUUAUCGCAACCGAAAUGGCCAAAUAGACUUCCUACGUGACAUUCCCAAGUGAAGAAGUCACGGAAGGAUGUGCGUGGAAUGCACAAGUUUCUCCUAAAGAACAGACAUCUAUUGACCACAAAGAAAUCCUUAUGAUCACGGGAUGGACCAUCUGAGAGUGCUUGUAUCCUGAGUGGCACUUGGCACUGUUGACAAAUGGGUAGUGCAGUGGCGUCUAUCCACAAUACAUUGUAAGGGGCUGGAUGGCGGAUAGUACUCAGCCUUGCCCUCUGCAAGACCUGGUCUAACAUAGUACUGAUGCAACUGUUGCUAUCGAUGAUCACCUUGCACGCGUAUUCUUUGAUCUUCACAUAAGUGUAGAAGAUCGACGUGCAAAGGAGAUCAUCUGUCGUAGGUGAAGAUGUGGGCAUAGUUGUCCUUGGUGCUGGGGUAAUCUCUCUAGCUGCCGUGAUGUUUGGGCGUGGUGUAGGAAUCGCAUCUCAAGAUGGAUGCUGGACAGUGAUGCUGACCCGUCCCCUCGAUGAAGUGCUUGUCAAUGAGGCAGCGAGAGAGGCAGCCUCAGCUGCUAGUACAGUGGCUGGCUGGAUCUGCAUGUUGCCAGUCAAAUUAGGAGUGUCAUCACACUCCUCAACCAAACCCUCAUUAGUAAUGUAGACAACAUCACCUACAAGGACAUCAUCCUCAUGUGAACUACUACCCAAUUCUUCGAUCUCUAUGAGGAGAUUUGAAGAUGGGCAUUGGCUCAUACUACUAUUUACCCUUACACUUGAAACAAGUGAUAUGGGCUUAGGACGCGGCCGUGGCACAAUCAGAUGCAUCAGCUAGUGGUAGACAUAGGGGUGGUGCAGACCCUAUUGAUGUCGCCGGUGUAGUCCGUCUAUUUCCUAUGCUAGUACGCAUCGAUGCUAUUGUCAGUGUCUGUACAGAUCAUGUGGACACAAUCUUCGUGGUAGUCGGAGGUGGGGUGAACUGUGUGUCCUCAACAGGUUGCUCCAUAUGGUCUACUAUGCGGUACCACCAGGAAUAGGAGUUCAUACUAGACUCCCAAUCUAUGAAGUUCUUGGGCUCAUGAGAGCCAUCAAAGACUACCACAUCAGUGCACACACUUUUCAGUAUGUGGACCCUGUGAUCCUCACGUCGCCUAUCUCGAUCAUCCAAUCGAGCAGCCCUAUGGUCACCACCAAAGUCACAAUAAGGAGGACUUAGGUAAUGCCUUUGAUCCUAGUAACGAUCUUGGUGGGCAUCUUAGGGUGCUCGGUGAAAGUCCAGAGCAUGUUGGUAGUCACAAUAGUAAUCAUCGCGAUCUCGUGGCUGACGCUCUUCUUGCCGAUCAAGCUCCUCUCGUCGGGAAGGGUUAGCUCUAUAACCCGAAAGGUCUCUCCUAUCGUUUCCCUGGUCACGUUCGAGGGGUCGAUAGUCCUCAUAGUGGGGUCGAGGUGGUGGUGGUGGUGGACGUGAGAGAUCAUCCCUAUGAGCAGGGUAGACCAGCUCACGGUGAUCAUAAGUAUCUUGUGGCUAACGACUGUCCACUCGAUCGUGGCCAUCCUUGUGAUGAGGUGUGUCGUGACGACGAAGAUUCCCUCGACGAUGAUCAUGAUCGAGGUACUGGUGAUAAUAUGGAUCACUAUAGGGGCUCACAGGCCGGCGGGGCUCGCGAUGCUCUUAAUAUGCCUAUGUAAUAGGCGGUGCGGUCAAUGGUGCGACUGGAUAUGCGAUCGACAGUGGAGCUAGCGGCGGUGGACCAUGAGCUACGGCUACAAAGGUAGCUUGCUCUAGACGUUCAAUAGCUUGGGUCAUGCUACUCAUGAUAUCAUCUAGGAGGGGGUGCACUCCAUCCCUCAAAGGGUACCAAGGCAAAGGUUGCCAUCGGCCACCUCUGUCAUGACCCCUAAUACUCUUUGAUGGAUAGUAGGGCAUGGAUUCCUUCCUAGCUUGACGGCUCGUAGCUGCGGGCAGCUAGGGCCACCCUGAUGCCUCUCCGACCAACCUAUGGCUUGGAGUCUCCCAUGGUCAGGAGGGGUCUGGUACUGAAUCCGUUGGUCUCGACGGAGAUGGUGGACUUGUGUCCAGUCUAGCUACUUGGGGAGUAGUGGGUUCUAAGGACUCGCGUGAGUGCCAUGACGACGGUGAACCUCCUCGAGCUCUGGCCAAGCGUGUCUCUACUAUGGCUGGGUCCUCUGGGUGCCUAGAUGCCAAUACACUCCUAUAUGAAUGGUCAACUAGGGGUAUGGAAGCUCGAUGAGCGUCCUCAGGGGACCAAGUUUAGGUGGUAACCUAACCUGGCUCUAAUACCAAUUUUAUGUAGGACGGGGUGAGAACCCCCUAUACCUGAUCAAUGAAACUCGAGACUCGAGCUGGGCAAUCGGACCAAUCUGAUAAGAAUAUUUAGAUCAUAGACUCCAAGUCUAGGCACGUAACUUAAGCCUAAGCAGGUGUACCAAUAUGUGUGAUCAACCUAGGACAACCUAGGGAAAUACUUGACGAUGAUAAAUGAGAGGCCCUCUUGGUCCACAUCCGAACAGACAGUAGGACUAUUGUCGUGAAGUAGCCUAGGGCUGCAGCUCACGAACUGUGAUGAGUCUAGCACAACGUCAGAAGUCACGAUCCGAUAACUUGUCCUAUCCUAUCUACGUGCUCCUGAUGGCAGUAGAGACGAGCUGAGAAAACCCUUCGAAAGAUAAUUAAACUUAAGUAAGAAAGGGUACGGAGUUAACCUUCAGGGCUGCAUAGCUUGGCAGGUUGUGAUGGAGCGGAGAUCUGACGAAGGUAGGGACGUUCGGUGAAGAGCGAUGCUCAGCGUCGACGGUCGGUCCUGGUCGAGAGUCAUGGAAGUUGUCGUCUUAGGGCGUGGCAUGGUCGGCACGGGCGUGGACCUGCUGGUGGGCCGAAGGGCACGCUAGCGGGUGCGGGAGACAAGCCGCACAGAGGCCUUAGGGCACAUAGGAGACAGCAUGCGGUGGCAGCACUUUGGCAGGAAGGCCGAGCAUCUGUGGCACUUCGGUGGGAAUGCCGAGCAUCAGUGGCGCUUCAGCGGGUAGGCCGAGCGUCGGUGGUUGGGGCGGAAACCCAACUGUCGCCAGAAGGAUUGGCCUCUCUAGCGGUGCCAGGAAGCGGAGCAGAGAGGAGACGAUCUGGCCGAUGAUACCGAGGGUUGAGCUCUCCUGGUCUAAGCGGCACCAGAAACAGUGUGACGGUGGUGGAGCAUCAGGAAACUCUGGCGGGGGCCUGUGCAGAGCUUGGACUGGUUCUGGCUCGUCGGCAUGGCUGUAGGGUCUCUUCCGACGUUGGCAGCAGGUCAGCGUUCGUCGGCGAACAGCCAGCGACUGGGUGGAGCAGCGGAGGGCAGCUAUGGCGAGUUUAUGGCGGACUUCCAGAGGAAAAGGCAGCAGUCGAACUAGGAGUUGAGAGACUCCGGCAGAGUGCUUGGCGACGGCUCGUAGCAAGGCGAAGCAAGCCCCUUUUGUCACGACGGUGUGACAGGGUUCCAACAAAGACGGCAGCGGCUGCAGCAGUAACCGCAAUCGUUUCAUCUGAUGACGACGGCGAGCUCCCGGGCAACAAUGAGAUGGCCGGCAGCGGCAGUGGUCUCAGGCGGCGGUAGGACUUCUCGGGCAGUAGCAUCACAGAGGAACAAAGUCCUCAAUGGGGGUAUCAACGGCCUUCCUCUUCCUCCUUCCCUCCCUAUCCUAGAUCAUGGAGAAAGUACUCACAAAAUGAUAAUUUCUCUCAAAAAUACGGCACUCUUUGAGGGGGGGUCCUACCUCUCUUUAUAUGGGGGCCCACAAGUGGGCUAAGGGGAGGUGGGCCCACUUGAGGCCCUCAAGCCCAUAAGCCACAAAGGCUACAAAAGGGGCUUAUUGGGCCUCUUAAAGAGAGACCCAAUAAGCUCCCCUAAAAGGAGAAAGAGGAGGGCCCUCUUAUGGUGCUUAAGUGGACCUCAAAUGAAGACCCAAAUAAGCCCCAAAAGAGGCCCAAAAAGAAAGACACAUAGGUCCCCCCCCCCCCCUAGGGUUUUAAUUGGGCCUCAAAGAGAGACCCAAUAAAACCCUAAAGAAAAGGAAACAAACAACAACACACACACAUAGAAUUGGGCCUGCUAACACACAAACACGAGGCCCAACAAGUCAACGUGAAAGUACAAAGAAAGAUACGGGUGAGCUCAAGCUCAUCGUCAUCGCAGAGGUGGAAUGUCAUUGUCCCAAAGGGCUAGGCUGUGUAGCAAAAGCCAGGCUCCUUCAUCUGCACACGUCGAUCGGGCUGAACUUAGACUGUCAGUGUCUCGUAAGCUGAUAGAGACAGGUCCUACUCGCCAUCACUCUAUGAAUCGCGUUGACGAGAUUUUUGCUAAAGAUCCAACGAUUCUCGUUGCUUAAUCCUUCACUGGCAAUCUACAGGAAAGUCGCGAUAAUCAAAUAAAAAUAUAUGACUUUUGACUUUGGGAGGAUUCGAAGCUGUGACGUGGGUUUAGUCCCACAUCGGUUGUGCAUUGAUUUUUUGAGCGAAUAUAUAGUAAUGUUACAUUUCUAAGCAAAGUUCCUUCUCUCACGUGUACAACCACUCUUUGCCCCACAGUUGUUAGCCACUAGUGACAUGGAAGGGGAGUGGCACACAUGUGCCCCUAUCGGUCCAAGCCACUUGAGCCCUUGCUUGCAGCUACUCCUCGACUGAGCUUCCAACCUGCUUACGAGCCCAGUUGGCUGGUGGGUCCCCCCAUUUUACAAUAUUUUUAUUUUCAUUUCUUAUUCUUCAUUUAUCUCAAAAGUAAGACUAUAAAAAUCAUAUAAAAUCACAUAAUUACCCAAAAAUUCACAUUAAUCAACUGAAAAAACCUUUUCAUACUUUAACACAAAUAUAAGUCUAUUUAUCAUGAGUUAUGGCUAAAACUAUAUUAUUUACUAAUUAUUAAUUCAUGAUAAUGAAGACUUAUUAAUAUACAAUAGAGAGAUCAAGAAAAUUCUCAAGAAAAUCAUUUGGCCAAAUGAGAAGGACUAGGCAAACAAGCUUUUUGAUGCUCUAUGGGCUUAUAGAACUACUUACAAGUCUUCAUUAUCAUGAGUUAAUAAUUAGUAAAUAAUAUAGUUUUAGCCUUAACUGAUGAUAAAUAGACUUAUAUUUAUGUUAAAGUGUGAAAAGUUGUUUUUAGUUGAUUAAUGUGAUUUUAUACGAAUUUAUAUGAUUUUUACAGUCUUACUCUUGAGAUAGAUGAAGAAAAAGAAAUAAAAAUAAAAAUAUAGCAAAAUGGGGGGACCUGCCGGGCAGCUGAGCCUACAAGUAUGUCGAAAGCGCAAUCAGGGAAGAGUUGUGAGCAAGGGCUCGAGCAGCAAUGAUCAAUAGGGGCACAUGUGCGCCACUCCCCUUCCAUAUCACCGGUGGGCAGUCGACUGUGGGGCAAGGAGUGGUCGUACAUGCACGAGAAAGGGACUUGCCUUCAAAUGUAACAUUACUAUAUAUUCGCUCAAAAAUUUAGCACACAAAUGAUGUGGGACUAAACCCGCAUCACCUUCCCAAGAAAGGGCAGGCAACCGACACAAGUUUGAAUCCUCCUAAAGCCAAAACUCCUAUUUUUUUAUCUAAUUAUCACGACUUUUUUGUAGAUCACUGGUGAAGGAUAAAGCAACCCGAAUCAUUAGAUCAUCGGCAAAAAUCAUAUCAACGCAAUUCGGGAGCAUUGCUACUAAAAUUGCUGAACGAUUCGCGAUAAAAGGACCGUGAAUCUAUUGAGUAAAGCAUCUUCGAUUGAUCGACGAACAAGCUGUUGUUGGAAAGAGGACGAUCCAUCGGGAGAUAAGUCGCUACCUCCUAAAAGUGUGCCAGAUGUGAUGAAGAGCCUCCUCUUACUACACAGACUUGAGGAUGAAGCUCUUUGAUAUGCACCCCACCUCCAUUCAGCUCCUCUCUGUCGGGUGACAGCCGCCAGAGAGCCACAAAGUCGUGAUUUUCCCACUUUGCCGGGUGACAGCCACCGGAGAUGAUUCGAUGACCCAUCUCUAGACUUCACAAGGAGAUCUAGAGAUUGCCUAUAUCAUCCUUGUCCAAGGAGAGAGCCUUUGAGGUUGUGGACACUACAUGAUGAUCCUCCCGAACACUCAAGAUUCUGAUGCAUCGCUGAUGCAUUGUCACCGCCACACCAGAACUAUUUUUUCUUGCUUUCAACUUAAUUUCCAUUUCAUUUAGUGAUAAUUUAUUGAUUUUCAAUUUACUAAGAUAUAUUUCAUUACAUUAUAAUUGUUUCAACUUUUAUAGAUCUUAAUUUGAUCAAUUAAAUCAUCUGUAAUUACUUACAUAAGAAUCACUAGGCAAAACUUUGUUUCUGCUUGAUUCGCAUUCACUGGGCGCUGAUGUCAUCCUGACAUCUGCACCCUUAUUUCCCUUUUUUGUGAAUUUUAAAUAUAUUUCUUUUUCAUUUCCUAGUAUAAAAUUCAUAGAAAAUAGUAUUAUUUGUGAAAAAUUUUAAAUAAUUAUGAGAUAUUAUAUUACAUCUCUAUAAUCGACCUAAAAAAUUAUUGCUAUUUUUGGAAGUUUUAUUGAAUUGUAAUUGAUAUAUUUGUUCAAAAAUACCUCUAAAUAUCUGAAAAAUCAUAUUUUCUAGUUUUAUAAAUUUUAGAUUUGCAUGAUUUAAUAUACAACGACUAAGUCACAUCACUUAUAUAUGGGAGAACUUGUCAUCUUACAAUUGAAAUUGAGCACAAGGUAUAUUGGGCUAUUAAGAAGCUCAAUCUCUCAUUAGAUGAGGCCAUAAUGAAAAGAAUGCUUCAACUUCAUGAGUUCCAAGAGCUAAGGAAUGAAGCAUUCAAGAAUUCAGUCAUCUUCAAAGAAAGGAUGAAAGCCUUUCAUGACAAGUAUAUCAAAAAGAGUGUGGUUAUAUAAUUCUAAUCUAAAACUCUUUUUAGAGAAGUUAAGGUCUAGAUGGGACAACCCCCCUUAGUGGGAGAGUUGCCACCAAAUCCCAUAAGAACUCCUGAGUUAAGCAUGCUUGGGUGAGAGUAGUCCUCAGAUGGGUAACACAUGCUGCCUAGUAUGUCACCAUGCCAAGAUGUCUCGAGCUUCGAAGAACGUGCCAAGAGGCACCCCUACUGAUAAGUCUUCAUUAUCAUAAGUUAAUAAUUAGUAAAUAAUAUAGUUUUAGCCUUAACUGAUGAUAAAUAGACUUAUAUUUGUGUUAAAGAAUGAUUUUUGGUUUUCAAUUGAUUAACAUGAAUUUUUGGGUAAUUAUGUGAUUUUAUAGGAUUUUUACAAUCUUACUUUUGAGAUAAAUGAAGAAUAAGAAAUAAAAAUAAAAAUAUUGCAAAAAUGGGGGCACCCGCCGGCCAGCCAGGCCCGCAAGCAGGUCAGAAGCGCAGUCGGGGAGUAAGCCGCGAGCAGGGGCUUGAGUGGCUUGGCUUGGGGACCGACAGGGCAUGCGUACGCCACUCCCCUUCCAUGUCACUAGUGGCUAGGCGGUUGUGGGGCAAGGAGUGGUUGUACACGCGAGAGAAGAGACUUUACUUACAAAGCUAACAUUAAUAUAUAUUCACUUGAAAAAUCGGCACACAACUGAUGUGGGACUAAACUCGCGUCACACCUUCCUCACAGGCAAGCAACCGGCACCGGUUCGAAUCCUUCCAGAGUCAAAAUUUAUAUAUUUUUAUUUGAUUAUCGUGACUUUCCUGCAGAUCGCCGGUGAAGGAUUAAGCAACGAGAAUUACUGGAUCAUCGGCAAAAAUCUCGUCAACACGAUUCGCGGAGCAUUGCUACUAAAAUUGCUGAACGAUUCGCAAUAAAAGGAUCGCGAAUCCAUCGAGUAAAUCAUCUCCGAUUGAUCGACGAACAAGCCGUCAUCGGGAAGAGGACGAUCCGCCGAGAGACCAGUCGCCACCUCUUGAGAGCGUACCAGAUGCGAUGAAGAGCCUCCUCUUGCUGUGCAGACCUGAGGAUGAAGCUCCCUGACACGCGCCCCACCUCCAUCUAGCUCCUCUUCGUCAGGUGACAGCUGCUGGAGAGCCGCAAAGUCACCAUUUUUCUGCUCCGCCGGAUGACAGCCACCGGAGACGAUUUGAUGACCCACUUCAUUGAUCUCUAGACUUCGUGAGAAGAUCUAGAGAUUACCCAUGUCGUCUUUGUCCAAGGAGAGCCUUCAAGGCCGUGGACAUAGCACGACAAUCCUCCCGAAUGCUCAGGAUUGUAGUGCAUCGCCGACGCAUCGCCGUCGCGACGCCAGAACUCUAUUUUCCUACUUUCAAUUUAAUUUACGCUUCAUUUAGAUACUUUGUGUGAUUUUAAUUUACCAAACUAUACUUCGUUCAAUUACGAUUCUUCUGACUUUUACAGAUCUUAAUUUGAUUAAUUAAGUCGUCUGUAAUCGCUUAUGUAAGAAUCGCCAGGCGGAACUCUAUUUCUGCCUGAUUCGUGUUCGCCUGGUGCUGACAUCAUCCUGACAUCCGCACCCUUAUUUCCUUUUUUUUCGUGAAUUUUAAGUAUAUUUCCUUUUUAUUUCCUAGUAUAAAAUUCAUAAGAAAAUCGUAUUCAUUGAGAAAAAUUCUGAAUAAUUACUAGAUAUUAUAUUACAUCCCUAUGAUUGACCUGGAAAAUUAUUACUUUUUUUAGGAUUUUUAUUGAAUUAUAAUUGAUAUAUUUAUUUAGAAAUACUUCUAAAUAUCUGAAAAUUCAUAUUGUCUAGUUUUAUAAAUUUUAUAUUUGCGUGAUUUAAUAUACAACGACUGAGUCACGUCACCUGCCACCAUGCCGAGAGGCAUAUGUGGCAUCCAUCUCUCACCAUGCUAAGACGCCCCUAGCUUCGAAGAACGUGCCAAGAGGCACCACCACCCACAACUUCAAAGAACGCACCGAGAGGCACCCUUGCCAUUAUGCCAAGAGGCAUAUGUGGCGUCCAUCUCACCAUGCCAAGACGCCCCCAGCUCCAAAGAACAUGCUGAAAGGAACCCUUGCCACGAUGUCGAGAGGCGCUAGUAGCAUCUAUCUCCAAAGAAUGUGCCUGAGAGGUACCAAAAGUGCUUGGGCGUGUGAAGUACCAAGAUGGGUGACCUCCCAAGAAGUUCGGCCCAAGACAGUUAUUGACGUGACUUAGUCAUUGUAUAUUAAAUCACGCAAAUAUAAAAUUUAUAAAACUAGAAAAUACGAAUUUUCAGAUAUUUAGAAGUAUUUCAAAAUAAAUAUAUCAAUUAUAAUUCAAUACAAAUCCCAAAAAUAGUGGUAAUUUUCCAGGUCGAUCACAAGGAUGUAAUAUAAUAUCUGGUAAUUAUUCAGAAUUUUUCUCAAUGAGUACGAUUUUCUUACGAAUUUUAUACUAGGAAAUAAAAAGGAAAUAUAUUUAAAAUUCACAAAAAAAAGAGGAAAUAAGGGUGCGGACGUCAGGAUGACGUCAGCGCCCGGCGAACGCGAAUCAGGCAGAAACAGAGUUCCGCCCGACGAUUCUUACGUAGGCGAUUACAGACGACUCAAUUAAUCAAAUUAAGAUUUGUAAAAGUCGGAAGAAUCGUAGUUGAACGAAGUAUAGUUUGGUAAAUAAAAAUCAACAAAGUAUCACUAAAUGAAGCGUAAAUUAAAUUGAAAGCAGGAAAACAGAGUUCCGGCGUCGCGACGGCGAUGCGUCGGCGAUGCACCGGAAUCCUGAGCGUUCGGGAGGAUCGUCGUGCAGUGUCCACGGCCUCGAAGGCUCUCCUUGGACAAAGACGACGUGGGCAAUCUCUAGAUAAAGCAGGAAAACAGAGUUCCGGCGUCGCGACGGCGACGCGUCGGCGAUGCACCGGAAUCCUGAGCGUUCGGGAGGGUCGUCGUGCAGUGUCCACGGCCUCGAAGGCUCUCCUUGGACAAAGACGACGUGGGCAAUCUCUAGAUAAAGCAGGAAAACAGAGUUCCGGCGUCGCGACGGCGACGCGUCGGUGAUGCACCAGAAUCCUGAGCGUUCGGGAGGGUCGUCGUGUAGUGUCCACGGCCUCGAAGGCUCUCCUUGGACAAAGACGACGUGGGCAAUCUCUAGAUCUUCUCGCAAAGUCUAGAGACCAAUGAAGUGGGUCGUCGAAUCGUCUCCGGCGGCUGUCACCCGGCGGAGCGGAAAAACGGCGACUUUGCGGCUCUCCGGCGGCUGUCACCCGACGGAGAGGGGCUGGAUGGAGGUGAGGCGCGUGUUAGGGAGCUUCAUCCUCAGGUCCGCGCAGCAAGAGGAGGCUCUUCAUCGCAUCUGGUACGCUCUCAGGAGGUGGCGACUGGUCUCCCGGCGGAUCGUCCUCUUCCCGACGACGGCUUGUUCGUCGAUCAAUCAGAGAUGAUUUACUCAAUGGAUUGCGAUCCUUUUAUCGUGAAUCGUUCAGAAAUUUUAGUAGCAAUGCUCCGCGAAUCGCGUUGA
Spirodela intermedia is the source of this 25057-nucleotide messenger RNA. The record is from the annotation of a GenBank genome assembly. Lineage: Eukaryota; Viridiplantae; Streptophyta; Magnoliopsida; Alismatales; Araceae.